Messenger RNA from Sciurus carolinensis (gray squirrel), 1822 nucleotides. It is a transcript of the gene Sox17, whose product is annotated as SRY-box transcription factor 17. Lineage: Eukaryota; Metazoa; Chordata; Mammalia; Rodentia; Sciuridae. Gene Ontology annotation, biological process: angiogenesis; heart development; anatomical structure morphogenesis. The record is from RefSeq and is a predicted model, not a curated record. Gene Ontology annotation, molecular function: RNA polymerase II cis-regulatory region sequence-specific DNA binding; DNA-binding transcription activator activity, RNA polymerase II-specific. The transcript has 2 exons. Bases 217 to 1458 code for a protein of 413 amino acids.
GGACUGCUAGCAGUGUCACUGGGCGGACUGGGGACGUUGAUUAGUCAGUGGGCUGGGACUGGCCAGGGACGCAGGUGGCGGCUUGGGGCCGGGAGACUCUCGCAGCCCUCGAGGUAUCUCCUGCCUCGCUCUCCACCCCGUCCCCGCAAAUCCCGGGUUGGGGGAGGUGGCGUGUCCUGCGGAGGGUAGCGGGGCGCGGGGCAGGGCUGGAGCGCCAUGAGCAGCCCGGAUGCGGGGUACGCCAGUGACGACCAGAGCCAGCCCCGGAACGCGCUGCCAGCGGUGAUGGCCGGGCUUGGCCCUUGCCCCUGGGCCGAGUCGCUGAGCCCCCUCGGGGACAUGAAAGUGAAGGGCGAGGCGGCGGCCAGUAGCGGAGCGCCGGCAGGGGCUGCCGGCCGAGCCAAAGGCGAGUCUCGCAUCCGGCGGCCGAUGAACGCCUUCAUGGUGUGGGCUAAGGACGAACGAAAACGGCUGGCGCAACAGAACCCGGACCUUCACAAUGCUGAGUUGAGCAAGAUGCUAGGCAAGUCAUGGAAGGCGCUGACGCUGGCGGAGAAAAGGCCCUUCGUGGAGGAGGCCGAAAGACUGCGCGUGCAGCACAUGCAAGACCAUCCCAACUACAAGUACCGUCCGCGGCGGCGCAAGCAGGUGAAGCGGCUGAAGCGGGUGGAGGGAGGCUUCCUGCACGGCCUCGCCGAGCCACAGGCUGCGGCUCUGGGUCCCGAGGGCGGCCGCGUGGCCAUGGACGGCCUGGGCCUGCCCUUCCCAGAGCAGGGCUUCCCCGCGGGCCCGCCGCUGCUGCCCCCGCACAUGGGUGGCCACUACCGUGACUGCCAAGGCCUGGGUGCGCCCCCGCUCGACAGCUACCCGCUGCCCACGCCCGACACGUCCCCGCUGGAUGGCGUGGAGCCGGACCCGGCCUUCUUCGCUGCACCUCUGCCAGGGGACUGCCCCGCUGCGGGCAACUACAGCUAUGCGCAGGUCUCGGACUACGCAAUGCCUCCGGAGCCACCCGCUGGCCCCAUGCACCCGCGGCUGGGUCCAGAGCCCUCUAGCCCUGCAAUGCCAGGCCUCCUGGCGCCCCCCAGCGCCCUACAUAUGUACUACGGCGCGAUGGGCUCGCCGGCGGCGGGAGGCGCGCGCGGUUUCCACAUGCAGCCAGCGCAGCAGCAGCAGCAGCAGCAGCAUCCUCCGCCAGGCCCCGGGCAGCCUUCGCCCCCUCCCGAGGCGCUGCCCUGCCGGGAUGGCACGGACCCCAACCAACCCGCCGAGCUCCUCGGGGAGGUGGACCGCACGGAAUUUGAACAGUAUCUGCACUUUGUGUGCAAACCCGAAAUGGGUCUCCCUUACCAGGGACAUGACUCCAGUAUGAAUCUCCCAGACAGCCACGGAGCCAUUUCCUCCGUGGUGUCUGAUGCCAGCUCAGCGGUAUAUUACUGCAACUAUCCUGACGUUUGACAGGUCCUGAAUCCGCCCCAGCCUGCAGGCUAGAAGCACAGUGUUACACACUUCCUGGAAAAGCUAAGGAAAUCUUAGCCUCAUGUUUCGUUUUGUUUUUAAGUUGCCUUGGCAUAUAAUUUAUGGUAAUUUAUUUUCUCUGCCACUUGAACAGUUGGGGGUAUGUGAAGUAUUGUUUAAAAUUUAUUCAGGGGCUUUCUCCCCUUAGCAUUGUCAAAAAUCCCCUUUGCAAUUUCAAUUUAACUUGUUCUGAAUGAGUCCCACAACAGUUUACUCCAUUUCUUGGAAAUUUAUUGAUUGAAGAAAUUUUGUCCCAGAUGUGUUUUUCAACCUUUUAAAAAAUAAAACCUGCUUUUUCACUCUA